Molecule: messenger RNA, 1177 nt
Organism: Oryza sativa Japonica Group (Japanese rice)
Lineage: Eukaryota; Viridiplantae; Streptophyta; Magnoliopsida; Poales; Poaceae
Product: large ribosomal subunit protein bL19c
Biological process (GO): translation
Cellular component (GO): ribosome
Molecular function (GO): structural constituent of ribosome
Source: RefSeq, a predicted model, not a curated record
ACCAAUGUACCAGAUUAUCAAAUUUCUUCGGUUCUUCCCUUCUCCCUUCCGCCUCCUUCCAUCCCCUCCCCUCCCCUCCCACGCGACGGCGGCGGCGGCGGCGGCCGGAGCGCGCGCCUCCUUCCCACCACCGGGCUCCAUCUCGCCUCGAAUCGAAGGGUAGUAGUAGUAGUAGAGGAUACACGAUGCAGUCUCUGCUGCGGCGCGUCUAUCUUGCCGGAAGCCAUGGCUCCGCGGCGAAGCUCUUGGACCGUGCAGCUUCUGGAGUCGCGCAGUCGGGUGCUAACCUGCUGUCCAUCAAGCACCUGAGUUCUUGCAGCUGGAUUCGUCCAUUUGGGAACUCAAUCGUCUCCGGUGAUAGUGUUCAUUCCCAUGGGUUCUGCGUGAAUACCAUGCCAAUGAGGGGUCUAUCAACAGUGGGGAGUGCUGAGGUUUCUGUCGAGGAGGAAAGUUCUGACUCUCCAGGAGUCGAGCAUCCUCCGCGCAUCAAGUUUAAGAGGCCUGACAAGACGGCCAGGCACAUUAUGAAUAUCUUGAACAAGGAGGCUGUUGACAAGGUCCGUGGGGAAAGAGAGAUUCCUGAUGUGCAGCCUGGAUGUAUUAUCCAAAUGAGAUUGCAAGUUCCUGAGAACAAGCGUCGUGAGUCUACGUUGAAAGGCAUUGUCAUAGGAAGACGUAAUGCUGGGAUCAAUACAACUUUCAGACUGCGUAGAUUAGUAGCUGGUGUUGGAGUCGAGUCUGUCUUUCCACUUUACUCUCCAAACAUCAAGGAAAUCAAGGUCUUGGACAGGAAGAAAGUCAGGAGAGCAAAGUUGUAUUACCUGCGGGACAGGAUGAAUGCACUUAAGAAAUGAGACUGCUUUAGCUCCCCUUUUAUUUUUUUUUAGUUGAUCUGCAAGGUUUCUUGUGACAUAAAGCUUUCAGUUCAGGAUGCACAUUUUGUUAGUUCCAUCUCCUAAAAGCUACUGUUUGUAUUUCUGAUACUUGGUUCUUUCAAGUACACAAGCAGUGCAGGCAGCAAUCUGCUCCCGUGGUUCUGAAUUGACAGCGUUGAUAUCUUAUAUUUUAUGUUGUAACCUCUUUCUGAUGAUAGAAAUGACCACAUAUCAAGCUCCCCGCAUUAAAGACUUGUUUGUGUUUAAGAUAAAAAUAGUUUGAAGCUUAGUUCUUCAAAGCA